UCCACGUGAGAUGUUGAUCGACGGUUGAGGCGGGGUUAUGGGUGUUGAAAUAAGGAAGCCAAGGCUAGGGUUUGAUAUCUUUUGGGGCGAAGGCGGCGUUUUGGGGUGAUUCUCGUCAGCAGAUAUGCAGAUAUUCGUCAAGACCUUGACUGGCAAGACAAUCACCUUGGAGGUGGAGAGCUCUGAUACCAUCGAUAAUGUGAAGACUAAGAUCCAGGACAAGGAGGGAAUUCCUCCUGACCAGCAGCGCCUCAUCUUUGCGGGCAAGCAGCUCGAGGACGGUAGGACGUUGGCGGACUAUAACAUCCAGAAGGAGUCGACUCUCCACUUGGUGCUUCGUCUUCGUGGAGGGAUGCAGAUCUUCGUCAAGACGCUCACUGGGAAGACAAUCACUCUCGAGGUGGAGAGCUCGGACACCAUCGACAACGUCAAGACAAAGAUCCAGGACAAGGAGGGGAUCCCACCGGACCAGCAGCGUUUGAUCUUUGCCGGGAAGCAGCUCGAGGACGGUCGGACCCUUGCGGAUUACAACAUCCAGAAGGAAUCAACUCUUCACUUGGUGCUUCGUCUUCGUGGAGGGAUGCAGAUCUUCGUCAAGACUCUGACUGGCAAGACCAUCACCCUUGAGGUGGAGAGCUCGGACACCAUCGACAACGUCAAGACUAAGAUCCAGGACAAGGAGGGUAUCCCACCGGACCAGCAGCGUUUGAUCUUUGCCGGCAAGCAGCUGGAGGAUGGACGCACUUUGGCGGACUACAACAUCCAGAAGGAGUCGACUCUCCACUUGGUGCUUCGUCUCCGUGGAGGGAUGCAGAUCUUCGUCAAGACCCUGACUGGCAAGACAAUUACGCUUGAGGUGGAGAGCUCGGACACCAUCGAUAAUGUCAAGACUAAGAUCCAGGACAAGGAGGGCAUCCCCCCGGACCAGCAGCGCUUGAUCUUUGCUGGAAAGCAGCUCGAGGAUGGACGAACUCUCGCGGACUACAACAUCCAAAAGGAGUCGACACUCCACCUGGUUCUUCGUCUGCGUGGAGGGAUGCAGAUCUUCGUCAAGACCCUGACUGGCAAGACCAUCACGCUUGAGGUGGAGAGCUCGGACACCAUCGACAACGUCAAGACAAAGAUCCAGGACAAGGAGGGGAUCCCACCGGACCAGCAGCGUCUCAUCUUUGCGGGGAAGCAGCUCGAGGAUGGACGAACUCUCGCCGACUACAACAUCCAGAAGGAAUCGACGCUCCACUUGGUGCUCCGUCUACGUGGAGGGAUGCAGAUAUUCGUCAAGACCCUGACUGGCAAGACCAUCACGCUUGAGGUGGAGAGCUCGGACACCAUCGACAACGUCAAGACAAAGAUCCAGGACAAGGAGGGGAUCCCACCGGACCAGCAGCGUCUCAUCUUUGCGGGGAAGCAGCUCGAGGAUGGACGAACUCUCGCCGACUACAACAUCCAGAAGGAAUCGACGCUCCACUUGGUGCUCCGUCUACGUGGAGGGAUGCAGAUAUUCGUCAAGACCCUGACUGGCAAGACCAUCACGCUUGAGGUGGAGAGCUCGGACACCAUCGACAAUGUCAAGACCAAGAUCCAGGACAAGGAGGGGAUCCCACCGGACCAGCAGCGUUUGAUCUUUGCUGGCAAGCAGCUCGAGGACGGGAGGACAUUGGCGGACUACAACAUCCAGAAGGAGUCGACUCUCCACUUGGUGCUUCGUCUUCGUGGAGGGAUGCAGAUCUUCGUCAAGACCCUGACUGGCAAGACCAUCACCCUUGAGGUGGAGAGCUCGGACACCAUCGACAACGUCAAGACCAAGAUCCAGGACAAGGAAGGAAUCCCUCCGGACCAGCAGAGGCUGAUCUUUGCCGGCAAGCAGCUCGAGGAUGGACGCACUCUAGCCGACUACAACAUCCAGAAGGAGUCGACGCUCCACCUGGUGCUUCGUCUUCGUGGAGGAAUGCAGAUCUUCGUCAAGACACUCACUGGGAAGACGAUCACUCUGGAAGUUGAGAGCUCGGACACCAUCGACAACGUGAAGACUAAGAUCCAGGACAAGGAGGGCAUCCCCCCGGACCAGCAGCGCCUCAUCUUUGCGGGGAAGCAGCUCGAGGAUGGUCGCACCCUGGCGGACUAUAACAUCCAGAAGGAGUCGACCCUCCACCUGGUUCUUCGUCUUCGUGGAGGCAUGCUUGCCUGAUCCAACGAUAAGUUUCAUGGCGAUGGCAAAGCUUUCUCUUGUAUCAUGAAAAUCUUAUUCGAAUAGAGGAAGCAAUGUUAUUACAAGUUUCUAA
Messenger RNA from Selaginella moellendorffii, 2282 nucleotides. RefSeq names its product polyubiquitin. Gene Ontology annotation, biological process: protein ubiquitination; modification-dependent protein catabolic process. The record is from RefSeq and is a predicted model, not a curated record. The transcript is spliced from 2 exons. Gene Ontology annotation, molecular function: ubiquitin protein ligase binding; protein tag activity. Gene Ontology annotation, cellular component: cytoplasm; nucleus. The coding region runs from base 125 to 2188 and encodes 687 amino acids. Lineage: Eukaryota; Viridiplantae; Streptophyta; Lycopodiopsida; Selaginellales; Selaginellaceae.